Molecule: messenger RNA, 3278 nt
Organism: Silurus meridionalis
Lineage: Eukaryota; Metazoa; Chordata; Actinopteri; Siluriformes; Siluridae
Gene: alcamb
Product: activated leukocyte cell adhesion molecule b
Exons: 16
Coding region: 147-1835 (562 amino acids)
Biological process (GO): cell adhesion
Cellular component (GO): plasma membrane
Source: RefSeq, a predicted model, not a curated record
UCACUUUUACAGUCUGAAUCGUUUGUGCAACACGCUGCUCCUGUAGAGCAACAAAGGCUCCAGAGGACCUACUCUACAAAACUCACAUCAUUUAAUUGCAUUUUUUUAAUCGCAAAAGGAGGCGCACUGAUUGUUUUUUUUCAAGAAUGCAUGCGAUUGCGUUUUCUGCGUGCGUCCUGAUCAUAUCCCUGCUGGAUCAAGUGACUGGACAGCCCAUAGUGGGUAAAUAUGGGGAAACUGUUGUGGUGCCUUGCAACAAAGGAAGCAUCAAACAAGAGGACAUCAUAUUAACUAAGUGGAAAUAUACCGAAGUGGACAGCACCACCGGCGAUCUUCUGACAUUGAAGGCCCAGGGUGUCACAAUACAGCCAAUUGCGGAGUACCAGGGCAGAGUCAACAUAACUAAAGACCUCAGCCUGGAAAUUCUUCAGGCAAAAAUAACUGAUCAGAAGACCUUUACCUGUAUGGUUGUGACAGCUGCAGACAUAUUUGAAUAUCCGGUUCAAGUGACCAUUCAGAAGGCCCCUUCUCAACCCACAAUCACAAAUCAAGCCAAAGUGAUGCAGCUCGGCAAGCUAAUGACGCUGGCAGAAUGUUCUACUAAGGAUGCCAUCCCACCUGCCAAAAUCAUCUGGCUGAAGGACAAUGUUGAACUCAAUUUAGAUGGAAAAGUGGGUAAUAUCACAAGUUCUGAGCAGAAAGACAAACAAACCGGGUUUACAAGUUCGUCCUCCAAGCUCGAAUACGCAGCUACAAAGGAAGAUGCGAAUGCUAAGUUCACUUGUGCGGUCCAUCAUAAGAGUCUUGCCUCGGACCUUGUGUCUGCUCCUAUGACCUUCGCCGUCCACUACCCCAGUGAAAAGGUCAGCCUCCAGGUCGUGUCUGCAGUCCCGAUAAAGGAGGGAGACAAUGUGACCCUGAAAUGUGCGGCUGAUGGGAACCCCCCUCCGACUAGCUACAACUUUUAUAUCAAGGGGAAAAAGGUGACCAAAGAGAACUCGGACAGUUACACAAUCACCGGCGUUACCCAGGCCGACAGCGGUGAAUACAAGUGCUCCCUGGUGGACAACGAAACGAAGAUGGGCUCUACCAGUUUUACUGUUAUGUACCUGGAUAUCACCAGCAUCACCCAAGGAAAGAUUGCUAAGCGUUUAUCUGAGAGCUUUGAGGCAACAUUAGUGGUGAACUCCUCUGACAGUGUGCAGGUCUCAUGGACAAAGAACAACGUCAAACUGGAUGCAAAACCCAAGUUUGACAAGCUGAAGUACUCAGACUCUGGAUUGUACGAGUGUGUGGUGUCCAUGGCUGGAAUUGUCAAAAAAGCAUCAUUUGAACUGAGUGUCCAAGGUGCUCCGGUUAUCACUAAGCUGACUAAGCAUCCUAAGAACGGAGGCAAACUUCUGAGCUGCAAGGCUGAAGGUUCACCCAAACCCACCGUGCAGUGGAGCAUCAACGGCACUAGUACCACUGAGAGUUCCUUUGUGGGCGGAACAGUCACCUUCAAUCUCACAGUGAACCAAGCAGGCAAUCAGACAAUCAACUGCACGGUUUCUAAUGAGCUGGGCUUCGACACAAAGAGCAUUUACAUAUCCACACUGUUGGAUGACACAACAACGGACAAAAGGGAGCAAACAGAAGACUCUAAAAAUCAGACACAAGUAGUAGUAGGUGUCGUCAUAGGUCUGAUCGUGGCUGCUACUCUUCUUGGUCUGGCCUACUGGUUCUACAUGAAGAGAACAAGGCAAGGCACCUGGAAAACUGGAGAAAAAGAGAAUGGCACAAUGGAGGAAAGCAAAAAAUUGGAGGAAACGCAAAGUCAAAAAGCUGAUGUGUAAAACCAAAGAAUAUUUCCAGAGUAAGAACAAGAGGUGGCAGUAUUGUAGCAAACUACAGAAGCGUUUGGGAAACUGCUAGAAGGCCAUCUUAUUAGGUUGAACCAUUAUCUGAUCCAGUGUGUAUAGUGUAUAUCAGCAUCCUCCUUACAAAUGGGAGAAUUCCGAAACGAUGUGUGUUGUAUAAUUGUGAAUCUCCUGCACAGAGGAUUACCUGUGGAACGAACAUGUUCAAAACCGAAAUGCUAAUUACGUUGCUGUUUAAUAUUUGGAACGUUUUAUUUGCCUUUUUUUGUUUGUUAAACACAAAUUUAUUUUAUUCAGGUCUUACUGUGACUCCAUAUGUGUUUUGGAAUAAGAGCUGUGCCAUUCUGUUUGUUCUGAGUGUUGUUGUUUUUUUCCAUUUAUGCUUAAAGUAUAGUACUCGUGCUGUGAGUACGGUAACAGAUUUCCUUUGCAGUUCAUUGAGCACUUGGUUAUUUUCAUCAAGAUGUGAUUGUGAUUCUCAAAUAAACCAUUUUGGAAGGUAAAAUAAGCUUGCAUGUGCAUUUCCCGUGUCCAGAUUUCCUUGGCAUGAGAAAAAAAAAAAAAAAAAACAGUUAAACCAUAUACUAACUAUUACAUUUUAAAAUCUACUUUUUUUGUAGGAUUUCUACUAAAUUAUAUGACGUAAUAAGCUAAUUUUGAGAAGUUCCUUUUGCCAUUGACUGCAAAAUACUAUAUUAUCCAUAUCUACAUUACUGGUAUUUCCUAUAAUAUGCUUUUUUUUGUUUGUUUGUUUUUUUACCUUAAUACUGUUUUAUUUGAAUUCAGCCCCUUAUUUUAUUUUGUUAAUUUACUCUGAUUUAGACAUGUUUUAUUAAUUUUAUGUGUAAGAGAGGAUUUCAGUUAGCAGUGUACAACAGUGUAUUUUCCCAUAAAAUACUAUCUUGAUAUCACAACUCUGCUAAUGUAAGAAUAUGGGGAAAAAAAGGCCUUAAAAACACCCAAUGCCAAAAUUCUUUCAUCAGUACCAGUAAUUCACUUGUAGUCUUCAAGGUGUUAAACUUCACACAAUUCGACAUGUUUAGGUAGUUAAUGGGAAAAUGACAGAUUUGCUCAACUCUGAGAAGUGAAUCACAGUCUAACCCUGUAUUUAUAGUGCGUUCUUUCACAAAUAAUCCAAUCUGCUACAGAUGCAUUCGAUCCAUACUAGUUCUCCGUUGUGUUUAAAUCAUACUUGAUCAGCAGAUAUCAAAUGUUCACAUAAGACUUUCUGCUUGCUUUUCUUCUGCUUUGUAUAUUGUAUAUGCUUUAUAAGAAUGAUUCUGCUACAGUUUUUUUUUCUCCCUUUUGCAUUUAAUUCAUGGUUGAGACCAAAGAGGGUAGCUGUUUAAGUAUUGUAAAUAAGUUUUUUCCUGUUUGCCAUUUUUGCUUAAAUAAAGUGUACAUUUUAGAAAAAAAAAA